AUGGAUGCUUUUCUCUUGUUUCCUGAAACUCACUCAAUCUCUACAACCCUUUCAAUUUUAAUCGUGAGGAAACCAAUUCAACAAAAUAGAAAACCUUUUGAUUUGAUAGUCUCUAAUAACGUCUGUGACAUAAUGUUGAGUCAACUUUCUACCCCUUGUCUGAAAGGCGAUAGACUGACCAUUACAAUCCUGGAAUAUGAGUACAAUCUUGGGGUUGAAGCUUUCAAACACCAUCUUCAUGGAAGAGUGUUUUGGUCAAAAGGAUUAACACUAUUAACAGUGGUGAAUUUGAAAAACAAAUUGAUGGAAAUGUGGCUAUUGAUCGAAAAUGGGGUGUUACUUCAUUGGGGGAAGGGAUUCUUUGAAUUUCCUUUCUCUUUAGAUGUUCAAAGAGUCAGGUCGGUGAAUGCCCGGACAAUGUCUCAAGGUGUCCUCAAAUUGUUCCCAUGGUCGAAGGACUUUGUUCCAUCUACCAUCAAACAAACAUCGGCAUAG
Lathyrus sativus (Indian pea) is the source of this 495-nucleotide messenger RNA. The record is from the annotation of a GenBank genome assembly. NCBI's taxonomy places the organism in Eukaryota, Viridiplantae, Streptophyta, Magnoliopsida, Fabales, Fabaceae.